Messenger RNA from Branchiostoma belcheri (Belcher's lancelet), 4079 nucleotides. RefSeq lists its product as uncharacterized. NCBI's taxonomy places the organism in Eukaryota, Metazoa, Chordata, Leptocardii, Amphioxiformes, Branchiostomatidae. The record is from RefSeq and is a predicted model, not a curated record. The transcript has 4 exons. Bases 364 to 3279 code for a protein of 971 amino acids.
UUGGAGAUUGAAGAAUUUCCAUAGCCCGGUGGUGACGUGUCAAAAUCUUGAUAAAUUGAUUAAAAGGGCAAAGGUCAGCGUCUCACCCUUACAGCAGACUGGAGAACACCAGCGGACGGAAGUGAGCGCGGUGACAGGGCGGUGAUUUGAGUAUGUGACCCACCCACACAGCGCCCCCGAGGACUUCGGUACACACUGGUGGUUGGAAAAGUUUGAAGUGAGCGGACCACUUCUUCCCGAGCUGGUACCCUGGACGUCAGAGGGACGCACUGCGUGGCUGGAGGCAGUCUACCCGGACCUGCAAGCCCCGAAAACAACGCGAACGGGUCUUCGGUAGCCGAAAUGUUCUGAUCAUCCAAGAAGAUGUCAUCCAACGGUGGAAAUCCGGUAGAAACUGCGAAAGACAAAACCAAGCUUAACGGCAGCAUCUCUACGGCACGGAUGGAAUCCAGUACACACCAUCAGCUACAUGUAGACGAAGGACGAGACAACUCAAAUACAAUCAAGCCAAAGAAGCGUCCAAGCAGUUUACUGAAACUUCGAAUAGCAGACCUCGAGGGAAAUCAACAUGAGCGGAUGGAUAAGGACGCCGAAGAUCAGGCGACGCACAAAGAGCAUCCCAGAGCAGGACGGGCGACAUUGCAUCAUGAUCAAGAACACAACAACAACACACAGCCACCAGAAACUUCAGAGACUCUUUCAACUAAUUCCAAUGAAAGAAUGAAUGCCCAGCUGCAUGAUGCCCACCUGACACAAAGAUAUGCUGGGACUUUCUGCUUACGAAAUCCAUGUAAGAAAGAGCUGAGUGGCCAUGAACGAGCAUCAGUGCGUAAGCAUGGCUUGAAGUAUAUUUCUUGCUUGCCUGUACGAUGCAUUGAUCUUGACGGGAAGAGGUAUUGUUUCUUAUCCGAUGUUCAUCGGUUGGUUCCACAUAAACGAAAGAACGACAUUGUAAAGGUUUGUCGCGCACUCGGUCUACAUACCAGAUCUGAUAGAGUCGAGGUUAAAGACAGAGCGACAUUGUUAAAGAUCUUAAAAGUUGUGAUGGGCCUUCCAAAUGACCACUCUCCGGCGACCUCAGCACAGGAGAGUGCAGAUGGAUUCUCUACGUCUUCAAAGCAGGAACCUGAAGGUACAGGCGUACUCCAGCCACAAUGCGAUGUGAACCCUGACAAGCAUCUUUCCGUAUCUGGCCAGAGUAAACAACAUCUGGAUGGAGGAAUCAUCUCUGUUGGCAAGUCACACUCAAAAGUACCAUGGCUGUACCACCAGCAAGUAGAAAUGGUGACCGUCGGUGACGUGGAAUCGGAGAUUCCGGCUGCCAGUCUGGACGGCGUGCAGCGAUACGAGAUGCCGCCCUGGGGUCCAGAGGUGUUGAACAGGUACGCUGCAACAGCCGGUCUCAAGCAAGUGUACCACAGCAACCAGCAGCUCGUGCCUCUGAGAGGUCUGGAUGUCAGAGCACGAACAUCUGGGCCCAGUUAUGUCUCCGACAUUGCACACGAGGGAAAUGACGAACACAUGGAGAAUGAUGAGAGUGCGGCUGUAAUGCACAGUCCUUUGUCUCGCACAGGGCAUUCAGAAGAUGUUUCAGAAGAUCCUUCACAUGAGGUCGAGAAGAACGAAGUCGAUUGUGAAGAGAGCAUGGAUGUGGCGGCACCAAACACCGAUGUGACAAGCGAAGACAACGCCAGUUCCAGCCCAACGCUUUGUGACAGAAACCCUGAACCCCAUUGCUUGGCAGAUCCAGGGGAUGUCUGCAACGAGAACGAGCACGUGACUGGGGAACCUGACUUCUGCAAUGUAAAGAAGGAGGAGGUCUUAGACGACCUAGCACCAUGUAGGUACAUGCAUCAAGCAGAGGAGACGUACAGAUCGCGGCAUGGAAGCAUUGAACGAAAGACGCCAGAUACUGAAGACGUGCCAACACCACAAAGUCAAACACGAGAGACGACGGCUUGGGAAGAUCUCAUUUGUAUUUCUAGCUGCUGGAGUGCGGUCUCUGACAAGCCAGCAGUAGCCCCGGUUGAACUACAACCGCCACAGACUGUAGUUUCAGAAAGAGAAGACUUGAAACAUGAAUUGAAAUGGGAGACCGUCGCCGAAGGUCCUCCAAUUCCAGUUGUGGAGAGGGAUGGGUCGCGCUACGUCCUUACUUCUGACGUGUCAUCUCUGCUUCGGGGUGUGGACGCUGGGGAGUUUAUGGACGCCCUUACUAUUUUAGAGCUCAGCAUUAUCCCCUGCAGUCCGGAGGUUGGCAAGUGUUUUGCAGAUGAAGCUGGAAAACCGAUGGAACAGUGCCGAAGCAUGGUGAAACUGAACAUGACAUUGGGGGCUACGGUGAAGAUGCUUCUCAUGAUUUUCAAGCAAAGCAGUUCGGGGAAAUCCGGUGGUGGUCCACAUGGUAACAAAACACAGACUUCGGCGGAUAAGCCCUUGUCUGAAGGGCGUACCUCCCCAAUGACAACUGACCGCCCAAUUUCAAGAACGUCCACCACUUCCGUGAGAAGUGAUGAGACUUCUUUGCAAAGCAACCCUUUGGCAUCACCUGGAAAUAAUGCGUAUUCAGAACCUCAACAAAACCAAGCAGGAGACACCCAGCCUAUGUGCAUGCCUGAUUUACCGAUGCAUCAGCGAUACAGGCCAUGGGAAAUGUGCAACAACAGUGCAAGCUCAGAGCCUCGACAAAGCCAUGCUAGAAGUUUAGCCUCACCGCCAGAACCAAGCAACCACUUCUCCCCACCCUUACCAAGAGGAGACACCUUAUCGGCAGCAAAUCCAUUUGACCAGCCUCAGCAGGGUAGGAGAAAUGCCAACAACGUUCGGAGCUUGCCAACAGUGUCCUCACCAACGAGUCAUCAGCACGUGAUGCGAUCCAGCAGCUUCGUGGACAGGGCAGAUGUACCUGUUCGUCCUCAAAGUCAUUCACAUGCAGUGUCUAACCGUGAGUUCGUUCCACCCCGUCUCCAUACAUCGCCCGGCUGUAGCCUCCAAGUCAACCAUUCAGCCUUUGUCCCGUAUGCACGAGCGCAGCAUCGAGAUGUGGUAUCAACCAUACUUUAUCCCAGACACCACCUACAGACCUUGCUGUCUUCCCAUGGCCAUGGCCAUCCACUCUCUCCUACCGCCCAAGAUCAAUUGAUGUGGGCCAGGCAACUAACUCCUCCAACAUCGAGAGAUACUCCCCCACCGUACUCUGUCCAUCAUCUGCACAACGUGCCUUCGACAGCCCGUCACAGAAGUGCCGACAACCAAGCACCAUCACAUCGACUGCCGUGAGACAAUGGUUCCGCAAGAUACGUUAUAUUUACAUUUUGACACGUACGAAUAAACGAGUGCAAAUUUUGGACAUAGGGACACGCAGGAAAGGAAGCAUACGCACGCUGUAAUCAAAGCCUUGUGUCAGGUCGUGAUUUGAUGUCUUUGGUGUUAGAAGUUUGUGACAUGAACCCGAUAUUCCGUCCAGAAAAAAGACUAUAGACACACAAUUCGUUACACAUUCCCAGUCUAUCAUUGUGCUAUUGGAAGAUUCCAUGCUCAGUCAGCAUUUCUUGGUUAGAGUCGGGAGAAAGAGAAGCAAUCAUUCGCAGCUUUGACGACUUAAGACAUGAUUUUCGUCCUACCAUUCCCCCGAGCCUUUUCAACAUUUCAGGAGGUCUCAUGACCUCACACAAGAAGUGACAUACGUCGUCGCAUGGCUUAGAUGUUUGGUUAUGGAUUUUGUAGCGGUUAAUUAAAAGUCGACUGCUGUUUAUUUGUUGGUGUCACAGGUCUAGAAAAAACGAUAGAAAUUUUGUUGAGAAGCAAUCAAGAACUUUAUGUAGAUUCUGAAUGCUGAUCUACUUCAUUGUUGUUACUAACCUGAUCUUGUUUUGCCUUAAAGUUCGACAGUUGUUAUUUACAUUAACCAAAAAUUUUCAUAUUCUAAAAGCACAGCACGUUCGCUUUGUGUAGUUCCAUAUAGUUUCAUUGUAAUACAUAGAUUAGACAAAGGGUUUGUUAGCUACUUUUGACUAGCAUCCUUCGCAGUCUUGUUGGGCGUCGGCGUUAUUUUAUCUGUGAGCGACGCGAGUAAUAUG